AUCCUCUCAUUCCCUUUUUUCUAACCUCGAUGCCCCUAAUCUCUUCUCAAGUUAUCCAUUUUACCAUUAUCCCCCUUAACCCAAAAUGCUUCCCCUAUCUCUCUUUCUCUCUCUCAAAUUUGGGGUUUAAUCUCCUUUGUUCUUUUAUUGAUCAUAAAUCUCCUAGUUUGGAGAAGCUUCUUAGGAGCUAGGAAAGCUAUAGGGUGUGCGUAUGCAAUGUAUUAAUCUAGUUGGGUUUAAAUAAAGUAGAGAAACCACAUCACACGCACAUUCUCUCUCUCUCUCUCUGAUUUGCGUUUGUGAGUGGAGCUCAAUUUCCUCUCAAGUGUGUAUCCCAAUCUCAGGAAUUUGGUAGCACCCAGGCAAACAAAAAAGGCAACAAAGAAAUAGAGAAUCAGCUUCAGUUUAUUCAGUCUCCAAUGGGUUUUCCUGUUUAGGGUUUACAAGGUUACCCAACAAUCUCCUCCAUUACCAACACUAGCGCCACAGAUAUGCUUCUUUUCUCCUAAUUAUUCGCUCUACUUCAUUUUCCACCAAACCCCCCAUGGAUUUUCUCACAAAAUCAAAGCAAGAAGAAGAAGAAGAAGAAGAAGAAGAAGAAGAAGAAGAGGAGGAGGAGGAAGAAGAAGAAAUCCCGACUGUUGCAUGCGAUUUCUUCACAAAUUCCCACUCUCAAAACCACCACCACUGCCUUCAACACCCUCCAAAUCACUCCCAAAAUCAGCACCCUCCCAUGGACUUGUCCCUCAGAAUUGACUCCAACAACAAUGGGUUUGCGGUUGAGAGAGAGCACAUGUUCGACAAAGUGGUCACUCCAAGCGAUGUCGGAAAAUUAAACCGUCUUGUCAUCCCAAAGCAACACGCCGAAAAAUACUUCCCUCUCAACUCAACAACCAACGACAAGGGCCUCAUCUUGAACUUCGAGGACCGUAACGGCAAACCCUGGCGCUUCCGUUACUCCUACUGGAACAGCAGCCAGAGCUACGUGAUGACAAAAGGCUGGAGCCGUUUUGUCAAAGACAAGAAAUUGGAUGCAGGCGACGUGGUUUCCUUCCAGCGUGGCGUUGGCGAUUUCGCCAAGGACCGCCUUUUCAUUGACUGGCGCCACCGUUCCGACACAUCUCGCCCUCACCCACUCCUCCUCCUCCCACAGUCUCUUCGGUGGGCAUCUGACCGCCACUUUACUACUCUCCCACCUCCGCCGCCACUGCAGCCCAGACGAACCCACCACCAUCUCUAUCCCAAUUACGCCUUACAAAUGUCAAAUUUGGGGAUGGGCAGUCACGGUAGUAAUAAUAAUUCUUCCAUGUAUUAUUUUCAACCCUCCAUUUCCUCUUCUACUUCCUCCUCUCUCUAUAGGAUGCGGAAUGGGGAUGGGAUUGUGGUAAAUAAUGAAGGGUCUUCGAUGGGGAUUAACAAAGGCGGCUCCGGCGGCACGACCCUCAAACGACUCCGCCUGUUUGGAGUGAAUAUGGAGUGUGCUGCAGCUGAUGGAGAAGGAGAACAUGAUGUUCCAAACGGCGGCGUUUCGAGGAGAGGGAAAGAGCCCUUGCCGUUGAAUUGGGAUGAGUGAUCGGUUGGUUUUUGUGCAACAACACAAUUGAAGAGAAACGAGUACAGAAACCCCUCAAAAGAACAAGGUUUGGCAAGAAAGAAAAAUGAUAGUUGAAAUCUGAUAUGGGAAUCUUCCAUUAUAUAUGAAAUUUCUGUUUCUCUUCUCUUUUUCUAUUUUCCAUUUUUUUUUUAACACAGUUUCUGUUUUAUUUUUACUCCAAAAAAGUUGACCAAAUGCCAUGUAAGUGGAAGAAAAACAAGAUACUGGAUCCUCAAAACUGUUCCCCUUGGCAGCCCUUGAACUUCAUUUUACUUAUUUACUAUUAUUAUUA
This is a messenger RNA of Cucurbita moschata (crookneck pumpkin), 1886 nucleotides long. RefSeq names its product B3 domain-containing protein Os03g0120900-like. The coding region runs from base 545 to 1573 and encodes 342 amino acids. Gene Ontology annotation, molecular function: DNA binding; DNA-binding transcription factor activity. The transcript has a single exon. Lineage: Eukaryota; Viridiplantae; Streptophyta; Magnoliopsida; Cucurbitales; Cucurbitaceae. The record is from RefSeq and is a predicted model, not a curated record.